Molecule: messenger RNA, 1431 nt
Organism: Penicillium mononematosum
Lineage: Eukaryota; Fungi; Ascomycota; Eurotiomycetes; Eurotiales; Aspergillaceae
Product: proline dehydrogenase family protein
Exons: 2
Coding region: 1-1431 (476 amino acids)
Cellular component (GO): mitochondrion
Molecular function (GO): FAD binding; proline dehydrogenase activity
Source: RefSeq, a predicted model, not a curated record
AUGGGUACCUUACUUCUAGGAAAGCCUCUAACAGCUCUUGCGCGAUGCACUCGACCAACCAGCAAUGUGAAUGCCUCGAUGGCACUGCGAUUUACCUCAACGCUCCAAGCACACGCGCAGGUUAAGUCUGGAACGAGCCCCUCACUACCACCUCUCUCUGUUUUACCGGCGCGUGUCCUGCUCAGAUCGCUGCUGGUCUCUACGAUAUCGUCGAAGAGAUUCCUCCUCAUUCCUGCGCUUUCGUUGAUGUCCUUCCUGUCCAAGCCUAACAGGAUCUGGCUAUUUGACGUGGAUCGGAAUCCAAUCCUACAUGGAAUAUUAAAGACAACAUUCUACAAUCAAUUCUGUGCUGGAGAGAAUGGGGCGGAAUGCAGAUCCACCAUCCGGGAGAUGAAAGAUAUGGGCUUCCGCGGUAUGAUUUUGACAUACGCUGCUGAGACUGUGUUUGAUCAUAGCACUCAGGCUCAGAAUAGACAGGGCAUCGCUGCUUUGAAAAGCGAGAACGGGGAUGUGUCCGUCGAGGCUUCAGUCUACUGUCCCAGCAUCGAAGCGUGGCGGGAAGGGACAGUUGAGACCAUCUACAUGACGGAGGCAGAAGACUACAUCGCAGUCAAGUUGACAGGGGCUGGCGCCAAAGUCACCGAGGCUUUUACGGCUGGAGAGUUGCCCCCGCAGCAAAUGAUGGAUGCACUGCAUGAAGUCUGCACCAAGGCCAAAGACCGAAAGGUUCGCAUUCUCAUCGACGCCGAGUCUCAGCAUUUCCAAAAGGGCAUUUUACGGGUUGCUGUGGAACUUAUGCGCAAAUACAACCGUGACGGUUACGCAACUAUCUACAAUACCUACCAGGCCUACCUCAAAAACACACCAGCGACACUGGCCAACCACCUCGCUCUGGCAAACGAAGAUGGAUUCACUCUCGGCCUCAAGCUCGUGAGGGGCGCAUACAUGGCCACUGAUGAACGGUCCUUGAUCCAUGACACGAAGGAAGACACCGAUAACGCAUAUAAUAUGAUUGCCCAAGGGGCACUGAGAAAGAACAUUGGAGAAUUUGGAGACAAGGGCACCCGCGAUUUCCCCUCGGUGAAUCUGUUUCUGGCAAGUCAUAACAAGGAGAGCGUAGUAACUGCCCACGAACUUCACAAGCAUCGUGUCAUGUCUGGCUUGCCCACUGUGCCUGUGCGUUUUGCUCAGCUUCAUGGUAUGUCUGAUGAAGUUAGCUUUUCGCUGCUUCAGAUGAAUGAUGGCGAUGGAACACCGGAAGUCUACAAAUGCUCCACUUGGGGAGGUAUGGGUGAAUGUCUGGCCUAUCUUCUUCGUCGGGCAAUUGAGAAUCGGGAUGCUGUUCUGCGGACGGAUAAUGAGUAUCGGGCAUUGAAGAAGGAGGUUUUCCGGAGAGUGAAGUCGGUGCUUUCUCUUUCGCCAUCUUCAUAG